Seriola dumerili (greater amberjack) is the source of this 2333-nucleotide messenger RNA. RefSeq names its product angiotensin II receptor type 1 (gene agtr1b). NCBI's taxonomy places the organism in Eukaryota, Metazoa, Chordata, Actinopteri, Carangiformes, Carangidae. The transcript is spliced from 2 exons. Gene Ontology annotation, molecular function: angiotensin type II receptor activity. The record is from RefSeq and is a predicted model, not a curated record. The coding region runs from base 367 to 1455 and encodes 362 amino acids. Gene Ontology annotation, biological process: G protein-coupled receptor signaling pathway; immune response; regulation of vasoconstriction. Gene Ontology annotation, cellular component: membrane.
AGAGAUGCUACAAUACGUAGCUGACUGGCUCCAACAUAAUUCAUUCAUUAUUGUAGUGUGUGUGUGUGUGUGCGCGCGCGUGUGUGAGAGAGAGAGUAGUGGGGGGUGUGUGUGUUUGCGUGUCAGACGGUAUUCCUGCUCGUCUCGCUCCACCAGUUAAGUUAAAUCAGAGGCAGUCACUGGCACACUGCGGUGGUCUCUCUGUCUCUCUGACUGUCCUGCCCUGAAAGCAUCAACAGCCUCCUGGUUCAGCACCACAGGACUCGCUGAGGCCCUCGCCCAAGGCCUGUAUCAGUCACCACAGACGCACCCUGCUGACAGGGCCCCCUGUUUAAAAGUACCAGGAUCUGGCACUAAAAAGGGAAAAUGCAGAAUAUAACGACAGGAGCAACAGACGGGAUAGCUCUGACAUGCGGCAUGUCUGGAAGCCACGAAUUCAUCUUCACCCUGGUACCCAUCGUCUAUGGCUGUAACUUUGUCAUCGGCAUUGUCGGAAACAGUAUGGUGGUGGCUGUCAUCUACUGCUACAUGAAGCUGAAGACUGUGGCCAACAUAUUUGUUCUCAAUCUCGCUGUAUCUGACCUCACCUUCCUCAUCACUCUGCCCAUGUGGGCGACCUUCACCGCCACAGGAUAUCACUGGCCCUUUGGUGGAUUCCUGUGCAAGGCCAGUGCAGGGCUUGUGAUUUUUAACCUCUACACCAGCAUCUUCUUCCUCACUGCACUCAGCAUUGACCGAUACCUGGCCAUUGUGCACCCAGUGCGAUCACGCAGGUUCCGCACCGUGGUGUACGCACGUAUCACCUGUGUGGUGAUCUGGCUUUUUGCCUUUGUGCUUAGUGUGCCCACAGCACUGACCAGGGAUGUCCACAACAUCAAAGACUCUAAUAAUACAGUGUGUGGCAUUCUGCACCCGCACAUUAAAAAUGCCAGGUUGAGUGAGCUCCUUCUAGCCAUCAGCCUGAUGAAGAGCUUGCUGGGCUUCCUGGUGCCCUUCAUCAUCAUCAUCACCUGUUACUGCCUCAUCGGACGGGCGCUGCUGGGGGCAAGACACAUCCAGAAAAGCUCCCGUUCCCGGGAUGACGAGGUACUGCGUAUGCUCGCAGCAGCUGUCCUGGCCUUCUUCCUGUGCUGGGUGCCCCAUCAGGUGUUUCACUUCAUGCAGGUGCUCACCCAGCUGACAAAGGUAGAGAACUGUGCCAUCCUGGAAAUCAUUGACACCGCCAUGCCCUUCACCAUCUGCAUCGCCUACUUCAACAGCUGUGUUAACCCUAUCGUGUACGGCUUUGUGGGGAACAACUUCCGCAAAAACUUACUGCGGCUGUUGCGCUGCUCGCCAGGUGGACCUACUGGGCCUCACCUGAGCAUCAGCUCCAAGAUGAGCGCCCUGUCAUUCCGUGCCUCAGAGGCACUGAGUCUUACAUCCAAAAGUAAGGCCUCUUCUGACGUUAAGUGAAAAAAGAAAAAAAGAAAGAGGGUACAAGUUCACCCACCCCACUGUUUUGGUCUGUGGUUAAGAGUCCGGGGAUGGAGACAUUCCAUGCUUUUAAAAUCCCCAACUGUAUUACCAAGCACUGACUCAUGGAGAAUGGCUGCAAAGUUACAUUCAUGUCCCUCUGUGAGUAAGUCAAAGAGAUAUUUACUACAGUCUGCAGAAUAAUUAUUUGUAAACCAUCACACAGCACUCAUGCUUGUCACAUUCAUGCUGGCAAAAUUUCUGUUCCGCUAUAUGAAUGGGGUGAUUCCCUGCAAGAGAAGGCUAUACAUGAUUACAUAUCGCUUUUUCUAUUAUUUAUAUAAGAUAUGCAUGUAUGUGCAGGAUUUUGUCGCCAUAAUACAGUGAUGGGAUACAGUGCAGUAAUAUAUCGUCCAGUGAUAACCAUUCUGUGUGCUCAGCAGGUCUUUCACCAAUUGGAACAGUUAUCAAAUGUUCAGCAAAAACGCCAAAGCUAAUAAAUAAGUCACUCAUGCAUGCUCUGCCGCAGAUUUAUACAUGGAAUAAUUGGAUAUGUGUAGCAAAAAUAUGAUGUAAAUUUAUCCGUUAUUAACAUAUUUGACCAUGACUAGUAUCUAAAUAGUAUUGUCGAAUUAUGUGCUCUGUGUGAAAAUGUAUAAUAAGUGUUUGCAUAAUAAGACUGUAAUGCUGAAAUGUUUCCAAGUCGAGGAGUAACACACUGUAUAAAUAAGAGUACUACACAAACACUCCUGGUCGGGUGAUCAUUGUCAAUAACUAUGGUGGUUGUAUUUGUGGUAUUUAAACAUGUUGAUAGAUUUUUUUUUCUACUCUCUAAGUGUACAGUUUGUGAAUAUAUGAAAAUAUGAAUAAAAUGAAAA